UACCACUGAGUCCACUGAUGCCUGACUAGGACCCUCUCUCUGACCCCUUCCACUCCACGGCAUACGAGGAGGUUCCGCAUCGCACGACCGCAUCGGCACCCGCGCCCAACCACCAACGCCGCACCCUCGGUGCCAACAAACGAAGGGACCCAGAUUCUCCGUCUCACAACCCCGAUGCGCAACCACCUCCUCAACCCAGCCACAAGGUAUCUUCACGCAGUUGAGAAUGUUGAACCCGCCAUGUGUAGUAUGCCACCAAACACCCGGCUCAACGCCGAUGCCGUGGAAGGAUGCCAGUACUUCGAAGUCGAGCAUUUCACGGCAGCGCAAUGGCGCUCCAACGAACCCGACGCUCAUGCUCCAUUCCAGCAACGGCGCAGAGCAGCACGGAUCAUUGUUCUCGAACCACAAGCAGAUUGCGUCAACACCCGUGUCCUGGGGGCACGGUUCGAACUUCUUGCCCUCAGUCUAGCUAGUGAAAUUGGUGAGCAAGUGGAAUGCGGCGUGCACGCUCAUGGCGCGCCGCAGAAGAGUACGGCGCUCGCUUUCCUGGAAGCGUCCGUGACGGUAACGUGGAGCGUAGAAGCGUGGCAGGAAUCUUCCGCUGCCAGCAAGUGCAUGUCGAGGCACUCUCCACGAAUGUCUUUGUUUGACAUGGUAAGAGCUAGAUUUGGCGCAUACUCCUGGAAGUCCGCCAGCUCGAUGUCGUUCGGGGUGGUGGCAAGUGUCGGGUGAAAACAGAAAUCGUAGAGAAUGUUGCGAAGUUCCGGCCGGAGAGCCAGGAAGACUGACGUGUUGCGAUUGGUGGUGGUUGAGGCUGCUGCCAUCUCAGCGGUCCUUUCGAUGCUUCCCAAGACCACGUGCGUUGCGUACGGAUAGGAAAGAAGAGAAGAGGUAAGUUAAGAGCAUCUAUAAAAGUGAGAAGAAGCGAGAGGCUUAGUAGAAUCGCUGACAGAGCGCUUUGCUGACUUACCGUGAAUGUGAGGUUGUUGCGAUCGUG
Messenger RNA from Baudoinia panamericana UAMH 10762, 1000 nucleotides. RefSeq lists its product as uncharacterized. The coding region runs from base 175 to 735 and encodes 186 amino acids. The transcript has a single exon. The record is from RefSeq and is a predicted model, not a curated record. Lineage: Eukaryota; Fungi; Ascomycota; Dothideomycetes; Mycosphaerellales; Teratosphaeriaceae.